Messenger RNA from Cicer arietinum (chickpea), 720 nucleotides. RefSeq lists its product as uncharacterized. The record is from RefSeq and is a predicted model, not a curated record. Lineage: Eukaryota; Viridiplantae; Streptophyta; Magnoliopsida; Fabales; Fabaceae.
AUGUGUCCACCUGUUGACAAGGUUAAAACAAAGGGUGCACCGAAAAAAGGCAAAAGUAAGAUAUCAAAAAGAGAUAAAUCAACCAAGCGUGAUCCAUCUUGGUGGGAAUAUGUGGAUGCAAGUGUUCGAUGCAGUGGCACAAAUGCAUUAACAAAGCUCACACCUCGACCAUCAGUCAGCAAAGUUCAACAACCGAAAGUUCUUAUCUUCAAGGAAUGGUUGCCGGUUGAAAUUCACAAAUUCAUAGAUGACAUUAUUGACGUGGGUGAGGAUGGUAAUUGUGGAUAUCGUGCAGUUGCAGCUUUACUUGGAAUGGGUGAGAACUUUUGGGCAUUCAUUCGUCAAGAGUGUGUGGUAGAGCUUCAAGAAGUCAUGUCUCAUUACGAGAUAAUAUAUGGUGGACAAAUUUUUGUUCAACAACUUAUACGCAAUGUAUAUGUUGAACAUGUUGCAACUUUGGAUAAUUGGAUGACACUUCCAGAAAUGAGAUAUGUGAUUGCUUCGAAAUUUAACUUGGUUUUCGUCGCAUUAUCACUUAACCAAUCAGAAACAUUUUUUCCACUUAGAAGUCUACCACCAACACCUAUUUCAGAUCAUCGUAUGAUAGUUAUUGCAUUUGUUAAUAACUGUCAUUUUGUGCAGGUUUAUUUAAAGCCAAAUUCUCCUAUACCACCACCAAGUAAUUUGUGGAGAAAAUAUUGCACAGAAGAAACACGUUAG